Messenger RNA from Funneliformis geosporum, 2877 nucleotides. The record is from the annotation of a GenBank genome assembly. NCBI's taxonomy places the organism in Eukaryota, Fungi, Glomeromycota, Glomeromycetes, Glomerales, Glomeraceae.
AUGCUUCACCAUAAAUCAUAUCUCAAACGUGGUCGAGGUGGAAAAGCUUUUAAAGUCGUAAAAGAGCACUAUCUUCGAGACGAUAUUUGGUGCUCAAUUGAAUGCUGCACAAUGUGUUCUCAUACUGAGCCGAUAUUAAGUUCUUCUCCAGCUUUUACGAAACUUGUUUUGAAACCUCAUUAUAUAGUUCCGGAUACUAAUAUUUUAAUUAAUCAAAUUGAUAUACUUGCGCACCCAGCUUUAAAGGAUAUUAUUAUUUUGCAAACUGUUUAUGAAGAAUUAAGACAUUUAAGUUUACCUAUCUAUAAUAGAGAAACUUUCAUUGAACGAGCGAAGGAUGAAUCACCAAAUGAUAGAAAUGAUCGAGCUAUAAGGUCAGCUGCUAAAUGGUAUGCAACUCAUGUUAAACAAAUCAAAGAUAAAGGAAAAGCUCUUGAAGUUGUUCUUUUAUCGGAUGAUGUAGAAAACAGACAAAAAGCUAGGCAAGAUGGAAUAUUGGCUUAUUCAGUUAAAGAAUACGUUGAAGGAAUGAAUGAUACACCAGAAUUAAUUGAUAUGCUCGGGAAUGUUUCUAUUUCUGAUAACAAAGAUAAAAAAUUUGUUUAUGAUGCUGGAUCUAUUCAAAGUAUUAUUGAUGGAGUUGAAACCCAGAUAAUGAUACUCGGAAGACCAAAUUUAAAUAGGGCUAUACAAGGAGAUGUUGUUGUUGUUCAGCUACUUUCAAAGUCCGAAUGGCUUAGAACUCCAACUGCAGUAAUUGUUGAAGAAGAUGAAGAAAAAAAUUUAUUUGAGGAAUUACAAAAAGCUGACGAGCUUAAAGAACAAUCCAAAGAUAUAGAUAAUGAAUCAUUCGAAGCACCUCGACCUACUGGAAAAGUUGUCGGAAUUAUCAAGAGGAAUUGGAGAUCGUAUUGCGGAUUCAUUAACAAACAAUCUGUUAAAGGCUCCAAUACAUCAACUUUGUCAGAAAAUGUGUCAGUUUAUCCUAUGGAUAGGCGAAUCCCAAAAAUAAUUAUAAGAACUAGGCAGGCUCAGAAUUUAAUGGGUCAAAGGAUAUUGGUCGCUAUUGAUUCUUGGCCAAAGGAUUCCACGUUUCCAUUAGGGCACUUUGUUAGAGCACUUGGAAUCGCAGGAGACAAAUCUACCGAAACAGAAGUUUUGCUUUUAGAACAUGAUGUUCCUCAUCAAAGCUUCUCUCAGCAAGUCUUGAAUUGUUUACCUCCUGAAGGUGAAUCAUGGAUAGUUAGGGACGAACAUUUACAGGGACGAGCUGAUUUAAGAAAUCUGAAUGUUUGUAGUAUUGAUCCUCCUGGCUGUACGGAUAUUGAUGACGCGUUACAUGUCAGGUUGCUACCAAAUGGAAAUUAUGAAGUUGGCGUUCAUAUUGCGGAUGUCACAUUUUUUGUUAAACCGAAUACUCCAUUGGAUGAUGAAGCGGCCUCACGUGGAACAACAGUUUAUUUGGUCCAAAAGCGUAUUGAUAUGUUACCAGAAUUAUUGGGAUCAAAUUUAUGUUCUCUCCGAGAAAAAGUUGAUAGACUUGCAUUUUCAUGCAUAUGGGAAUUAAAUCCAGAUGCGGAAAUUAUCAAUGUUUCUUUUACAAAAAGUGUCAUUUCAUCAAAGGAAUCUUUUACGUACGAAGCAGCACAACUUCGUAUUGAUGACCAGCGCUUGAAUGAUGAUGUUACAAAAGGCCUUAGAAUUUUAAAUGGAUUGGCUAAAAAACUUCGUGCACGUCGUAUGGAACGCGGUGCAUUAACACUUGCGAGUCCUGAAGUUAAAUUUCAAUUAGAUCAUGACUCACAAGAUCCUGUUGAUGUGGAGAUGAAAGAAUUGAGAGAAACCAAUGCACUUGUUGAAGAAUUUAUGUUGUUGGCUAAUAUAUCUGUUGCUGAAAAGAUACAUCAAAAGUUUACCGCUACAUCAUUAUUAAGACGGCAUCAUCCACCGGUUACAUCUUUGCUUGAACUUUUGGUGAAGGCUAUUUCUCAUUUAGGUUUAACACUACAUUAUGAAACAUCAAAGGCUCUUGCAGACUCGUUAGAUGAAGCAUUGUUACCUGGAGAUGCAUAUUUUAAUAAGCUAUUAAGAAUAUUGACAACGAGGUGUAUGACACAAGCCGAAUAUUUUUGUUCUGGUACCACUUCAGAAAAAGAUUUUAGACAUUAUGGUCUCGCUUCAGAAAUUUAUACUCAUUUUACAUCACCUAUUCGAAGAUAUUCUGAUAUAAUUGUACACCGAAUGUUAUAUGCAUCUGUAGAUCAUAAUGCAACAUAUGGUAGAGUACUUAUAGAUAAAGAGAAAAUUCAGCAACUUUGUGAAGUAUUAAAUUAUAGACAUAGAAUGGCUCAAAUGGCAGCUCGAAGUUCUGUUGAGUUGCAUACAAAUAUUUUUUUUAAAGGAAAAACCGAACAAAACGAAGGAUAUGUCAUCCGUAUAUUAAAGAAUGGAUUCGUUGUAUUAAUACCAAGAUAUGGCAUAGAAGGAAUUGUAUAUUCAUCAUCGGCAUCGGGUAAAGCAAAAAAAGUUUCAACAGAUUUAAACUCAGCACCUUUGAUUGUUUAUAAUCCACAUAAUAAUUGUCUAGAAAGUGUUAUAGAUGGUAAGGUUAUAAGUAUUAAAUUAUUUGAUAAAGUAAUAGUACAAAUAAGUGUAAACGAAGAUUUAAUUGGGGGUGGAGAAGGAGGUAUGAGACAAAAAUUAAAAAUGGAAUUAGUUCAACCAUUUUUGCCUGGGUUAAGUGUAUCUAAUGAUAAUGGUGGAUCUUUUAAAACGUAUAAAGAUGAUAAUGAAAAUAUUGAAGAUAAAAAUUAUAAUAGAAAAAAAGAUAAAAGGGAGGAUAUUAAUGGAGGAAGAAAAAAAAAAUUGAAAAUUUAA